AUCCCGUCCUCAAAGCCAGGAACACCACGCGAUGAUCCCUUGAUCUCAUUCAACAGAUGAGGAAAAUGAGUCCCAGGGAGAAGCCAAGAAGAAAGCGCCCUGUCCUGGACUUGGCUUGUUUUACACAUUACUGUCUGCCUUCCUUUUCUCAUUGGGCUCUUUGUGUGUUAAAAAAGUGCAAGACGUCCAUGCUGUAGAAAUUAGUGCAUUUCGAUGUGUUUUCCAAAUGCUAGUUGUUAUCCCUUGCUUAAUAUACAGAAAAACUGGGUUUAUAGGCCCAAAAGAUCAACGAAUUUUCCUCAUUCUCAGAGGAGUGAUUGGUUCUACCGCCAUGAUCCUUAUAUACUAUGCUUACCAGACAACGUCUCUUGCUGACGCCACAGUUAUCACGUUUAGCUGUCCGGUGUUUACGUCCAUAUUUGCUUGGAUAUUUCUCAAGGAAAAGUACAGCCCUUGGGAUGCUCUUUUCUCCAUGUUCUCAAUCACUGGAGUGAUCCUUAUUAUGAGACCACCAUUUUUGUUUGGUUCCAACAGUUCGGGGAUGGAAGAAAGCUAUUCAGUCCAUCUUAAGGGAAUGUUUGCAGCAAUUGGACAUACCGUAUUAGCUGCAUUGACUCUAGUUAUCCUAAGAAAAAUGGGAAAAUCGGUGGACUACUUUUUGAGCAUUUGGUAUUAUGUAGUACUUGGCCUCGCUGAAACCAUCAUCGUCCUCUCUGUAUUAAGAGAAUGGAGUCUGCCUUACUGUGGAUUGGACCGGCUAUUUCUCAUCCUAGUUGCGCUCUUUGGUUUGGGGGCUCAGGUAUUUCUCACCAAAGCAAUUCAAAUAGAAAAGCUAGGACCAAUAGCAAUAAUGAGGACGAUGGAUGUGGUCUUUGCUUUUAUCUUUCAAAUUAUUUUCUUUAAUGAUGUGCCAACGUGGUGGACUGUUGGUGGUGCUUUCUGCGUAGUAGCCAGUAAUAUUGGAGGGGCCAUUCGUAAGUGGUACCAGAGUUCCAAAUGAACCAUCAGUGCUGAAAUUUCACCCAUUCAGACACAACUCGCGUGCAUGUGCGCGCCCACACACACACCCACACCCACCCUCUCUAC
Messenger RNA from Galeopterus variegatus (Sunda flying lemur), 1086 nucleotides. It is a transcript of the gene SLC35G1, whose product is annotated as solute carrier family 35, member G1. The coding region runs from base 227 to 1000 and encodes 257 amino acids. NCBI's taxonomy places the organism in Eukaryota, Metazoa, Chordata, Mammalia, Dermoptera, Cynocephalidae. The record is from RefSeq and is a predicted model, not a curated record. The transcript is spliced from 3 exons. Gene Ontology annotation, cellular component: plasma membrane; endoplasmic reticulum membrane. Gene Ontology annotation, biological process: regulation of cytosolic calcium ion concentration; calcium ion export across plasma membrane.